AUGAAUUCCAUCACCUAUGCUUUUAUACUUUUCGGGCUUUCGGCGAUCAGCCCCACCAAGGGCGUGAUCAGGAAACAGAGAGAGGCAGAAUACGGUAAGUCAGAGGUCUCUGUCAUUAUCUAUGGGAUGUCUUUCAGAAAACAGUGAGGGUCAGUUAAAUGCAUUCAAAACCGACAGUCAGAAGACGGGCUCGGCGUUCGGCCCUUCCGCUUCAGGCUUCGGCUCCUUAUCAAACGCUUAUUGGAGCGCGUACGGUAAUCAGGACGGUCAGCCAGACAUGCAGCUCUGGCAGGGACCGGUCGGAUCGGCCAAUUCGGCUCAACCAACUGGCCAAGACUCCGGCUACGGCCAAGGCUACGGAGCAAUACCCGGAACUGGUGCCGUUGGAACUCCCAACUCGCCGUACGCCGGCUACUUAGAGAAGCAGAUCAGUAGCUACCCUGUGAUGAUCUACACACUCAAUGAAUGUGUUCCUUGCCAACGUGCCAAGCACCUGUUGGCAGUCCACUACCCUGACGUCCGUGCUCACUUCCUCGAACUGUCUGGAAAUGAAGCGUGGCAGCAACAGCUCCAAGUUGAUCUACAGUACUUGACCGGAGCCAUUACCUUCCCUUACAUCUUCGUAUGUGGACAGUACAUCGGCGGAGCGUCAGAUCUGUUCGAGAUGCACGAGAACGGUCAGCUGAGAAGAAUGGUGAACCAGUGCAUAAAGACGGCCACCCCCAAACCAUAA
Messenger RNA from Bursaphelenchus okinawaensis, 733 nucleotides. The record is from the annotation of a GenBank genome assembly. NCBI's taxonomy places the organism in Eukaryota, Metazoa, Nematoda, Chromadorea, Rhabditida, Aphelenchoididae.